CUCAGAACAAUACUUCCAAGGACACCUUCUAAAGAGUGGCACUACUCCUUAUGCGGUGUUGCUGAAAGAAGACACUCUCAAAAUCUUAAUUGCUGACCUGAGGUGGAGGAGACCCCUGGUCUGAAGGAAGAGAAGGAACUCUCCCAACCCAAAGAGGGGGAGGCCACAGACCUGAAGAAAGAGGUGGAGAAAAUCUCCUCAUCCGAGGAAGAGGAGACAGUGAAACUGAAGGAAGAGGUGGAGAAAAUCCCCCCACCUGAGGAGGAGACUAUGGACCUGAAGGAAGAGAAGGAAGAGAUCCCCCCACCUGAGGUGAGGGAGGCCACUGGCCUGAAGAAAAAGCGGGAAGAAAUCCUCCCUCCAGAGGACGGGGAGGCCGCAGCCUUGUCCUCUGUGCCUAAGGAACAGUUAGAGACGUUUGCAUCUGUGGAAGAACCGACAAGCCUGCUUCUCUCUCAAUCUGCGUUCCCCCUACAAACUGCUAUCCCCCCUCAUUCUGUGUUCCCCCCUUCAGAGGCAUUUCCCCCUCAGGCCUCUGUCCCCCGUCACUCUGUGUUCCCCCCUCCGGAGGCAUUUCCCUCUCAGGCCUCUGUCCCCCUUCACUCUGUGUUCCCCCCUCCGGAGGCAUUUCCACCUCAGGCUGCUGUCCCCCCUCACUCUGUGUUCCCCCCUCCAGAGGCAUUUCCCCCUCAGGCCUCUGUCCCCCCCUACUCUGUGUUCCCCCCUCCAGAGGCAUUUCCCCCUCAGGCCUCUGUCCCCCCUCACUCUGUGUUCCCCCCUCCAGAGGCAUUUCCCCCUCAGGCUGCUGUGCCCCCUCACUCCGUGUUCCCCCCUCCAGAGGCAUUUCCCCCUCAGGCUGCUGUCCCCCCUCAUUCUAUGUUCCCCCCUCCAACGGCACUCACUCAUUCCAUGUUUCCUUCUGCCCAUGGGUUUCCCCCUCACUGUUUCUCCAACAGGGUUCUCCCUCUGAUGUGAAUUUCCUUAAUUUGUGCCACCUUCCCCACUGUUUUCCUUUAAGAAGAUAUUUAUUCUCAUGUACUCUCUUGUGCUUUGCCUCCAUGUUGCAUUUAAUAACUUAGGGUAAAAGGAACAUUAAACUUAAGUAGAACUAUAUGUUCUACAGUGAAAUAUUGUGUAUUUAUUAAGCUUUCUAAAUGAGUAAUAAAGUAGAGGUCUUUACUGC
Messenger RNA from Pongo pygmaeus (Bornean orangutan), 1183 nucleotides. RefSeq lists its product as uncharacterized. The record is from RefSeq and is a predicted model, not a curated record. Bases 271 to 975 code for a protein of 234 amino acids. Lineage: Eukaryota; Metazoa; Chordata; Mammalia; Primates; Hominidae. The transcript is spliced from 2 exons.